Molecule: messenger RNA, 1209 nt
Organism: Anneissia japonica
Lineage: Eukaryota; Metazoa; Echinodermata; Crinoidea; Comatulida; Comatulidae
Exons: 2
Coding region: 86-988 (300 amino acids)
Source: RefSeq, a predicted model, not a curated record
GGAUAGGUGUGUGGAUAGGUGUGUGGGAGAAUACAGGAAAUUACCAAAGCAUAUCGUAAACGAACGCAAGUCAGCAACAGACAAAAUGUACAAGCUAUGGAAGAGGGUAGGACUAACGAUUUUAGUUAUUUUGGCCCAAUGCCUAUGUACAUUAUGUCUACCACUUGGCCUGCCAUCAAACAUAUCAAUAGUACAUUUUUGCCCAACUGCUACAGAUGUAAAAGUCCCACCUCCAGCUUGUUUGAAUAGUAAUAAGCCUGUUCGCAUCCUAUACUACCAGAAAGAUGGCAAUAACAUCGUAGCUUCCUACGACUUCAAUAAAAAUAAUGCCGUAAGCACCGCUGGGUUCGGCAUUGCUGAUGACUUUUCUCUGAUUGUCAAAACACCGAAAACGAACGACAGUUUUUCUUCAGAGUGCUACUAUUAUGCAGACGGUAGUGUUCGGGAACGACCCGUAAUGCUUAAAGAGUAUAAGCGAUCACAUGGUAUAAUAAAUGUAAAUGUAUAUGAAAAAAAUGGAAAUAAUUUAACAUGCAAAAGCAGCCCUUGUGAAACAAGUGUAGCAAAAGGAUCCGAAGUUUGGUUGAAGUGUGCACUAUUGGGCUUCAAUUCACAUGCAGAUAGCCCAGGUAUUUAUUUCAAUUGGACAAACAGUGAAGAGAAAUGGAUACCAAAUGUGUCUGAUCAUGGAAAAGAAGGUGAGAGCGCAUCGGUUGUGGCAUUUGUCGCUGAAAAGGACAAUAAUGUAACGUGCAAUAUUUACGUGCCUGCAUUAUGUGGAGAGCCGAACCUAAAAAAGAUCAAUGUUAUCGUCACUGUAGGGCAACUCCCAGGCAUAGGUGUAGAUAUGCCUGUUUCAGAAGAUGCAGUGAACUAUACGACUUCUGUAGUUCCCAGUGUUGUUGCUAUCGUUCUUUUAUUAUUGCUUCUGGUCUGUAUUCUUAAAAGAAGACAACUACAAAAUAUAUUUUACGAGUGUACGCGAUAGCACAUUGUCUUUGUAAUUGGUGAUUAAAGUCAAACUCUGGAGGAAAAAUAAAUCAGAUAGACCUAUGUGGUACUACUGAUUUUCCUUAAGCACAAAAAGUAUAUUUGACGGGAACAGUUAAUGAGGGCCUACAGAUUUUUUAAUAUUUAAAAACUAAGAAAACGGUGGAAAAGGGGAGGAUUACGGCCCUCCAAUUCUCCCAGUUUUUUGUUUACAUUUUC